AUGAACGUAAAACAUAAAAUAAUUGUGCUUAAUUCAGUAAUAGGAAAAAGCCCCUGCCUCACCACCACUGUCCAUCAGUCACCACAAUCUACCACCGCUCUCAGAUCAGUCACUCAGUCACUCACUGCUCGCACACGUUUGGUUGCUAUGGAGUACUACAUGAAGAAAUCAGACAGAAAAACAAGAUGGUCAAGAUGGAUCGAUUGUUACAACAGUUCCCAGAAGAUAUUACUUGUGGGUGAAGGUGAUUUCUCAUUUUCCGCAUGUUUAGUUCGAGCUUUUGGCACUGCUAAAAACAUGGUUGCCACUUCGUAUCUUGAUCAAGAUUCGUUAUUUAAAAAGCAUUGGACGAGUAUACCACACCUUCAAGAACUUAAGAGAUUAGGGUGCUUAUUAUUGGUCGGAGUCGAUGUCUACAAUAUGGACACUAACCCAUUUUUCGAAAACACAAAAUUCGACAUCAUCAUCUUCAACUUCCCUCAUGCUGGUCAUUAUCAUUACUUAUCCGAAAGUAGCCCUAUAUUAAUCCAGAUGCAUAGGGAGUUGGUGGGAGCUUACUUCAGAAGUGCAAGCAAGAUGUUGAGUGAAGGGGGUGAAGUGCAUAUAAGGCAUAGAGAUGAUCCUCCAUAUGAUAGAUGGGAUAUUGUUUCGCUAGCUGUUGAAGCUGGAUUGGAGUUGAAGGAGAAAGUGUUGUUUGAUAAGAGUAAGUAUCCGGGUUAUCAUAACAAAAGAGGAGGAGAUGUUCAAACUAACAAGACUUUUCCUAUUGGAGAUGCUUUUACUUUUAAGUUUGUUCAAACUCAUGAUUUACCAAAGGUUGAUUCAAAGAAUGAUGAUAUCGGUUGUGUAUUAGAGAUGAAGAGUGUUUUACAUGAUGAUCGUUUUGUUCGUAUGUUCGAUGGGCUUUGUUUAAAGGAUGAUGAUGAUGAUGAUGAUGAUGAUGAUGAUGAUGAGGAGGAGGAGGAGGAGGAGGAGGAGGGCUAUGCCGAGGAUUAUGAAUAUGUUGAUGAUGAUACUGAUGAGAAGGACGAUAACAAUGACGAUGAUGAUGACGAUGAUGAUGAUGAGGAGGAGGAGGGCUAUGCCGAUGAUUAUGAAUAUGUUGUUGAUGAUACUGAUGAGAAGGACGAUAACAAUGAUGAUGAUGAUGAUGAGGGAUAUGACGAGGACAACACCGAUGAGGAGGAGUACUUUUGUGAUUACGACUAUGAAAAUGACUAUGAUAAUACAUGGUGA
Molecule: messenger RNA, 1236 nt
Organism: Lactuca saligna
Lineage: Eukaryota; Viridiplantae; Streptophyta; Magnoliopsida; Asterales; Asteraceae
Source: the annotation of a GenBank genome assembly